Molecule: messenger RNA, 6598 nt
Organism: Tyto alba (common barn owl)
Lineage: Eukaryota; Metazoa; Chordata; Aves; Strigiformes; Tytonidae
Gene: MDM4
Product: MDM4 regulator of p53
Exons: 12
Coding region: 200-1672 (490 amino acids)
Biological process (GO): regulation of cell cycle; protein ubiquitination; negative regulation of apoptotic process
Cellular component (GO): nucleus
Molecular function (GO): ubiquitin-protein transferase activity
Source: RefSeq, a predicted model, not a curated record
GGUACCGCCGCGCUCGCGCCGCCAUGUUGGCUGCGAGGGGAAGUGGCGGCCCGGAUCCCCGCUAAGAUGGUGGAGAGGAGGCCGCGGGGGGUGUAGGGGUUCGUCCCCGUCCUCCCCCCGCCUCCCCGGGCUGCAGGGUGACCUGGGGCCCAUGGAGCAGCUAUAGGGUUUGUGCUAUAAACAGCUGAUCACUGCCACAAUGACAUCUUCAAGCUCUGCCCAGCAUCCAGCAGCUGAGAAUGCCUGCAGAACCACACUUGGACAAGCUAACCAGGUGCGACCCAAACUGCCGCUUCUGAAGAUUCUGCAGGCUGCGGGCGCCCAAGGUGAAACCUUCACUCUGAAGGAGGUUAUGCAUUACCUAGGACAGUAUAUAAUGGUGAGGCAGCUAUAUGACAAAAGACAGCAACACAUGGUCUAUUGUGGAGGAGAUCAGCUGGGAGAGCUGCUGGGACUGGAGAGCUUCUCUGUAAAAGAUCCAAGCCCAGUCUAUGACAUGUUGAAACGGAACCUGACUUCUGCUGCAGUGACAGAUGCCGCACAGAAUCUCGCAAAGGAACAGAGCGUCGAUAAGCCAAGCCAAGACCAGCUGAAGUUUAGCCAGCAGGAAGGUUCUGACACUGGCGUCAUGGAGGGUGAAAGCAAUGCGUCUGCUUUGUCUACCUCAGAGCAAAAAUGUGAGAAUUGUGAAGACAAAGACUUAAUAGAAAACCUCUCUAAAAGCAAGAAGCCUAAGCUGGACCUAGUGUUUGAGGAAUGGGAUGUAGCUGGUCUUCCAUGGUGGUUUUUAGGCAACCUCAGAAGCAAUUACAAGUCCAGAAGUAAUGGAUCAACAGAUAUUCAGACUAACCAGGAUUUUCAGCUUCUCCCUUGUGUGUUCCUGUCCCAGCCUUCACAUCAGGACGUGGACACUGCUGUUGUUUCAGAUACCACUGAUGACUUGUGGUUCCUCAACGAGUGCCCCUCGGAUCAGAGCAGUGCUGCAGUCAAGGUGGAAGUGGUUGACUGCGAGGAAGUGAAAGAAGGUGACAAAAAGGUGAUGGAGGAUGCAUGUUUGCAUGACUUUGAGGAUUCUCAGUGCUUAAGUGAUGACACAGAUACAGAAGCUGCUUCUGAGGACUGCUGGCAAUGCACCAAAUGCAAGAAAUUUAACUCUCCAGGCAAACGGUACUGUUACCGCUGCUGGGCCUUACGGAAAGACUGGUACUCAGAUUGUCCCAAACUGGCUCAUUCUCUUUCUCUGUCUAACAUUGAUGCUAUGCAAAAUAAAAAUGAUGACGAAGGGAUAGAUGUCCCAGACUGCCGAAGGACUAUAUCUGAUCCAGUUGGCCAACCCAAAGACCUGUACAUGGUAGGAAACAAAUCACGUGUAGAUCCCUGCAGCUCUAUUGAGUCUUUGGAUUUGGCACGAGAAUGUGAAAGCAAGGAGUCUCUGCUGCAUUUCACUGAGCAUAAAAAGGAGGAAGAAAUACAGUCUUUAGAGAGUAUAAAAAAAUUACUGAAUCCUUGUUUCUUAUGCCAUCACAGACCACGGGAUGGGAAUAUUGUCCAUGGAAGGACUGCUCACCUUGUAGCCUGUUUCAAGUGUGCAAAGAUGCUGAAGAAAAAGAGAUCACCUUGCCCAGUGUGCAGGAAAGAGAUUGAGAUGGUGAUCAGGAUCUUUAUGGGGUAGUUGUGCCAGUUCGGGCCUUCUCCACCAAAAGCUAGCACAAAGGUUUUCUUGCACUCACACAAACCCUAACUUCGGAGCUCGGCCAGUGAAUACCAAAGAGAAUUAAGAGCCAAAUGUGACCAAGAACACUGAGGAAUCCUCUGCAUUAAAUGAAGCAGCAUCCACUUUUUGAUGUCCGUUUAAAUUAAAGCCAGUAGGGAGCAGGGAGUGACUGGCACGUCGGUAUCAAUGCCCCAGCUUUGAAACUGUCUAAAUCUUCUAAUUUCAGCUCAGUGAGUGGUGUCACUAAAGAUUCUCUGUUCUGACAACUGGUCCUUGAAGAAAAGUUUUGGAAACAGUUAUAACUCUGGCUGUUGGAGUGUUGUUCUCCAGUAAGUCAAAGCCUGUGCAAUGCCUUCUAAGGGAGGGAGUCUGCAUCUGAGAUAAAUACGCAGGGGUGGGAAAGAGGGUGGGAGGGAAGGGUAGGCCAAGGUGUUUGCAAUUUAGGUAAGCCAUUUCUCCAAGGAUCAGUUCUCCUGAGGGCAGUGAGAAGUAAAUAACCCGGUUUCUGAUUUUAUUUUUUGUUUGUUUAAUGUAGGUUUGUUAGAUAAGGUGAAGGUCCUCUUGCUCCCAGACUUGAAAUAAGUCCUCCCAGACUUUUAAUCUGUAGCUAUCUCAGGUCACAUACAAAAUUGCAAAAGAAUAGGGUGUUAUACUUUGCUUUGUUAUUGGAUCUUUUAAUUUCUAUUGAUUCUUUUUUUACAUUUAAAUACAGUUCUGUGUCAUCUUGCAUAGCUUUGUUGAGGCCUGUCCAAAGUUUGCUCAGAAUCUGGUCUGCCAGCUGGAUUAAACUACAACAGCUCUGUGCAUGUUUUGGGAUGUUCUCAUAGCUCUGUGCUUAUAGCACCUUUGCAACUUCUACCUGCUUCAUCUCAUCAGUCCAGUCUAGAUAGAAGAUGCUCACUUUAGAGUGCAGUGUGGCUUUAAAGACAGGAUAUAGGCUUCUGAGAAAUAAAAAUAAGACCUGUAAAGCGCCAGUUGCAGCUGGUUAGUCUAUGGGCCGUGCUUGGUGAUAGUUUUUAUAACUUUCUCCACUGAUUUUCUUUCCCUGUGAUUUAAUGCUUCAAAUCUGUUUGCAGCUUUUAUGUUGUCCUUCAGAGCUACACAUGGUUGCUCUACUGGCUGUUAAAACUCUGCUAGAAAACUGUAAGUUUGAAAAUGUCUAACCCUCUUCUGAGAUCAUAUCCUAGAACGUGCUCAGAUCUUCCCCAGCGUUCCUGUUCUCUGGGGUUUGGAGGGCCUGCAGCACGCAGCAGUAGCAACAGUGCCUUCACCUUUUAGGUGUACAGGCAUUUGAACUCAGUACAGCAUAUAGAAUAAACCCUGUUUUGUCAUAUGCUCUGUAAUUCCCUCUAAUUUAGGAAGUACGCCUGAAGACAAAAAAAAAAAAAAAUAGAAGGUAUAGUGCUCAUACCUUGGUGCUUCUCUAGGCUGUUUCCCCCUUGUUCUCCACACUCCGUGUGCUGGUCCAGCCCUAGCAGGUCAGGCAUGUGGUGGGAGGUCCCAGCAAAUUCCAAUGUCAAAGUUGUUACUUCUCUGCAAAGGUAUCAGAGUAGGUGCUGUAUGCAAUCACUGCCAAAAGUCAGAUCCACCUUAUAUUUAGCAUAGUAUUGCAAUUAUUUCUGUGUUGGCUAUAAUUUAGACUAUUGUUGUUGGCUCUUAUUUACAGUUGUAUUUUAAAAAAACGGAGGAUAACUGUUUGGUGUCUUGGUGUGCUGUCUAUAAACCCAUGGGAAUCAAUCCACAUGGAAAAGCUGACUUACUGCUCCCUUAACUAAAGGGCUGUUAAAUUGCUGGUGAUGCACUUUAAUCAUGCUAAGGUCAGCAGCGUUACCACCUGGAAUCACCAAAGGGAGUUCCUGCCAGGUAGUUUCUUCCCUUUUCAGAUAGUUUCUUUGCUUUUAAGAGUCUUGGGCUCAGCAGGGUGCGUUGUGGCACUUUGUGGCACUUCUGAAUACUGUGAAUUCCCCCUUGCCCCAAGUGCUUCUAAGAACUAGUUGUUUUGCUAAAAGCAGUUUUACUGAAUUGUUCAGAUCUGACCACACUGAAAAGCAUGUAAUUUGUGUUGAUGACAAAAAAAAAAAAGGUCAGGAGCGUUGAAGUUCCAGUAAUGGGGUUGAAUAUCCCUACUGAAAUCCUACAGCGAUCUGUAUGCAGCUUCCAUUAUUAAAUGAAAAUUGUUGUCAGUGUGGCAGUUUGUGAUAAAAAGCAAAUCUGCAGGAUAACUUGCAGUGUAACUAUCUUUGUGGUUUCUUUUUCUGUAUAACCAUGGUGUUUACAACAUGCAUUUGUCAAGUUCUUCAUGCUCUUUAACUGAAAUAGUGGACAUAAGAUAUCACAAUGUUACAGUUGAUUUUCCUUCCUAUAGAAGAAUAAGCUCUUGCAGUGUAAGCACAUUGUGUGUAGUUUAACUGCGCAGGUUGUGGCUGGGGCUUGGGGGGUGGGAUGGGUUUUAGUGCAGGGGAAAGGCAGAAGAAUGUUUUAUUGCUUUAACUGAAGUUCAAGUCCAAAUGCAACUUACCAAGACCUGCUCUUCUGACACUUCUUAGGAAGUGCAGACUUGAGGUAUGGGUUGAACUAGCUCAAAGCACUCGGCUACAACACUUACAUUGCAGCGCAGAUGGGAGAUUGGCCAAGCAUUGCUAUUACUUUCCUCUUCUACAGACGUGGCAGUUAAUGUGGAGUCCUAAUUCAGAAACCCCAGUUUUGGAGGAGCUGAGCAUUUACCUGAGAUGCUGUGAACUCUGGUUCUCUGAAUAUGUCGCUGGUGUCUUGUAGUAGAUGACAGUUCUUUUCUCUUACAGUGGUUUUACUAUGAAGUGCAAUAUGAGAGAAAAGGUCCUUAGUAACCUUUAGCAGUCACUGCUGCAUGUCUAUUAGGAGAAGUGUUAAGCGCGGCUGUUUUUUGAUGCCCAGACUAAAAAGGUUUAUAUGUUUCACUGUUGUUUUGGUUUUGCUUUUUUUUUUUUUUUUUUUUUUCUUCUGUGACAUUGGUUGCUGUUCCUUAGGAACCUGCUGAAGCCUCACUGGCACAAGUGUACCUGUAGGUCAGGUUUCAUUUACUAGAUCCCUCUGCUUUUCAGCCAGAAGUUUUGGCACCAGUUAUCCCCAGAAGCAGCAAAUUUCUUACUUUGGUGGGUAUUUAUAUACAGUAUGGGAAUGAUGAGGCUCACAACUGCAUAGUGCCGUUCAGCACAUUAUAGUGCUCUGCAGUGUGAAACCAUAUGUAUAUGUACAGUGUCUGUACUGACAGCCAGAGGUACACACGUUGCAUUUACUCCCCAAAGUCUUUCCAGUUUAAGUGCCUCUUCUCAGUUCCUCCCAGUGACUCUUGUUCACUGACACACAGCACAUCAGCCUUUUCUUCAGCUCUCUUCAAAAACCUCAGCAUCCCUCCUCUGCUGAGAUGUAUUAUCGAGCCAAUUUAGCCUAAACAAAGCCACGACAUGAAUUACAAAGAUCCUUUGGAGCAGCCCCCCGGAGUGUUUAUUUCUUCUGAACGGUGGGUGUUUCCACAAAGACUGAUACGAACUUUCUGCCUGUGUUACUUAUUUAUUACGGUGCAUGACUGUGAUGGAAACCAUAAUGCAGCUUGCCAGGGUCUGCUCCAUCCUCCUGUGUCCAACAUAGAUUGUAUCUGCUACUGAGAAGCAAUCCGUGCAGAGAAAAAGUGACUGUUGGACAAAUAGGAGUGGAAAUGGGGUGGAAACUGAUUGUCUCAAAACCCAUCGGGGUAGCUCGCGUUUGCCUGCUCGCACUCUGCCUGUUCUGAGCUCCAUCUUCCAGUCCUGGGAGAAAUAACAAAAUGCUGUCACUAGAGGCCUUCAGUGAAGGCUGACUGGUGUGGAAGAUGCCAUGGUUAAGUGAUUGAAGAAAGAGCCAGGGCACUAGUCUCCAUUCUGUCUUUGUCCAUAAGCUGAGCAAGAAACUCCUCGAGUCCUGUGCGUGCUCUUCGGCCACCUGGACAGUGGGAGGCAGCAUCAGGAUCCUUGAAAGGGAGGUACUGCAAGGCUGUUUUGUCAAGAGCAGGAAUGAGACCUACAAAUGAUAUGGGGAUGAUAAACUGUGUUUGGAACUGCUCCAGAAGCACAGAUGACCUUCAGACAGCAGCUUUUCUGCUCUGUAAAUCCUUUGUUUAUCUGUGCACUAUGUCUGGAAUUUUCCUUGCUCCUUUGAAAACAGGCGAGACCCUGCUUGUGGCUACAUGGUGGUGUUCAGCCAGCAGAACAGUCAGCUGCCACAAGCUGGGUUACACAUCCCAUCAGCUUGCUCUCUGCACCUUACUGUGGUUAGUACAGGCAGCUGUUGUGUUUGCAGUCCUGUUUUUCUGUGCUAUUUUACCCUGGUCACAUGCACUUGCUGCCCACGCAUCUGUGGGGACACCCCACGCCUGCCAGGCUGAGCAGGCGCUUCAAGAAGAUGCAGCCUGCUGAAUUCAGCAAUUAUCUUCAGCAUCUCCGACUCCUAGAAGGCAUAACCACAUCUGAGGAUCGCUCGGAGAGGAUACUUGAAGAAGGCAGGAACACGUUGUACCUCUGGCAAAGAUAAAGACUUGCUGUUCUGGAAAGAAUUAUUUCCUGCUCGAUCUCCCCAGUACCCUUCCCUGCAGCCUGUUCCAGGUAUAUUUUUCUUGUUUAGAAAAACUCCAUGUCUCGAUAUAAGCCUCCACAAUCACCACAGUAACAGGCAGGAGCCCUUGCGGAACAACAUCGAUGUGUUUGCACUAUUUAGAAAAAGGCAUGCCUCACUAAACUGAUGACUUGUUUUUGUGUCCUGCGCGUAAUGAAUUUAAUUAAAUCAAGCACAUUCUAUGAUAACAUAGGUUUAUUUUUCCAUUUGUACUGCGUUUCGGGAAAAACCCUGAAGUAAAGGCCUGUUACCAGUUAA